This is a messenger RNA of Alternaria alternata, 3360 nucleotides long. RefSeq lists its product as hypothetical. The record is from RefSeq and is a predicted model, not a curated record. The transcript has 8 exons. Gene Ontology annotation, biological process: carbohydrate metabolic process. Gene Ontology annotation, molecular function: phosphatidylinositol binding; hydrolase activity, hydrolyzing O-glycosyl compounds. The coding region runs from base 1 to 3360 and encodes 1119 amino acids. Lineage: Eukaryota; Fungi; Ascomycota; Dothideomycetes; Pleosporales; Pleosporaceae.
AUGCAUAGCUGCCAUGAGCAUGCGGCUUCCUACUACUACACCCGCGACUUCAACUCGACCCACCCCCGCACACAACCAAGCAUUGCGCCAAUGGACCUUGGAGAUGAAGAGAGCUCCCCGUGGGGAGAUGUGCCCUCACGGUCGAGCCCUGCGCCGAGUGCGUCCAAGGUAGAGCAGAACGACACGCUCGACACCGACUCUCCCGCGCCCUCCACCAAGCCGUCUGCAGACCCGGCCCCUACUGCUGCCUCUGCUCCGCGCUCACCCGCUGGACGCGGUCCCCGACGGCGGCAGUAUGGCCUGCAGUCCACCAAACUCGAGGCUGUCGAUGAUCCCCUGGGCCCUCUAGGCGCUCCCUCGCCGACGACAGGCACCGAGAUUGCCCCUCCAGCGCCGCCUCAGAAAGAAGCCGCUGCGUCGCGCAACACUCGUCCCGCGCCGGGCGGCGCCUCUACGCCUUCGCUACGCGGCAUGAUGGAUUCCGUCGACCUCGAUGACGACAACGACGAGCAGCAGCCCUCCUCUCAAGCCAGAAUACCGCCUCCAGUCCAGGCGCCGUCUUCCACCGCACCUCAGCGCCAGACACAGCCGAGCGUCAGCGUUGAGCAGGCCGCUAAGCCGUCCUUUGCCAUCUCUGUAGGCGACCCUCACAAAGUCGGUGACCUCACGAGCUCGCACACAGAAUACGCCGUCACUACCAAGACGACUUCCAAGGGCUACCGCAAACCCGAAUUCACCGUCUCGCGCCGUUACCGUGAUUUCCUCUGGUUAUACACACAACUGCACAACAACAACCCCGGAGUUAUUAUUCCUCCGCCGCCAGAGAAGCAGGCUGUUGGUCGCUUUGAAGCUGAUUUUGUCGAGUCACGACGCUCUGCUCUGGAGCGCAUGCUUAACAAGGCCGCUGCUCAUCCAGUGUUGCAACAUGACAGUGACUUGAAGCUGUUCCUUGAAAGCGAAGCCUUCAGCAUGGACAUCAAGAACAAGGAGCGCAAAGACCCCGGUCUCACUGAGAGCAAAGGCAUGUUUGGCUCCAUGCUCUCUGGUAGCAGUGGUAAAUUCGUGGAACACGAUGACUGGUUCCAUGACCGUCGAAUCUAUCUCGAUGCUCUUGAAGCGCAGCUAAAGGCUCUUCUCAAAGCUACAGAUGCUGUAGUCACACAACGGAAAGGUCUAGCCGAGGCUUGUGGAGACUUCUCGGCUUCUCUACAUUCUCUAUCCGCUGUUGAGUUAUCGCCAUCUUUGUCCGCGCCGCUUGAUAGUCUGUCCGACAUUCAGAUUCGCAUUCGUGAGCUUUACGAGCGUCAGGCCCAGCAAGACAUACUCACCAUGGGCAUCGUAAUAGACGAGUACAUUCGUUUGAUAGGUUCCGUAAAGACCGCGUUCCAGCAGCGACAGAAGGCCUAUCAUUCCUGGCAUUCUGCUGAGCAGGAGUUACAGAAGCGGAAAACGAAUCAGGACAAGCUUUUGAGGCAAGGCAGAUCGCAGCAAGAUCGUCUGAACCAACUCAGCGCCGAUGUUGCAGACGCUGAGCGAAAAGUUCAUCAAGCAAGGUUGCUCUUCGAUGACAUGGGUCGGCUGAUGCGUAGCGAACUAGAACGUUUUGAGAGGGAGAAGGUCGAAGACUUCAAGUCAGGCGUCGAAACGUUCCUGGAAAGUGCUCUCAUCGAGAUCUGGGAAACUUUCCUGAUGCAGCUAGAUACGGACGAAGGCGAUACUUUCGUCCCUCCUGCAGGUGUCGUCGCUUCUGCAAAUGCCGACCAGACAACAAGUCACGAUUCUGCCAACAAUCAAGACUCAGAAAGACGAGAAUAUUAUAUUGCAACGUCCACGUUCGAGUGGUAUCCAGGAGUACAGAUCCAUCACUCGACAGAUCUCGCCAACUGGGAGCUCCUAUGCCGCCCUUUGAAUAGGAAAAGCCAACUGGACAUGCGCGGUGAUCCCGAUAGUUGCGGGGUGUGGGCGCCUUGUCUUACACAUGACGGUGACAAGUUUUGGCUGGUGUAUACCGACGUAAAACGCAAAGAUGGCUCAUUCAAAGAUACGCCCAAUUACAUUGUCACUGCUGAUCGCAUCGAGGGUCCGUGGUCUGACCCUGUUUACAUCAACUCCUCAGGAUUUGACCCGUCCCUAUUUCACGAUGACGAUGGCACGAAAUGGUUCGUGAACAUGCUACAAGACCAUCGAAGGCGUCCGCGGUUCUUCGCUGGCAUCAGGCUACAGCAAUACGAUGCUGAAGCGAAAAAGCUUGUCGGCCCGUGCAAGACCAUCUUCCCCGGUACUGAUCUGGCUCUUGUAGAAGGCCCACAUCUACACAAGCGGAACGGAUGGUACUACUUGUUGACUGCUGAAGGUGGCACAGCAUACGAGCACGCCUGCACUUUGGCGCGAUCCCGGGAUAUCUGGGGCCCAUACGAACUUCAUCCUCAAAAGUACAUACUUACUUCCAAAGACGCACCACUGGCAUCUCUGCAAAGAGCUGGUCAUGGAGAUAUAGUCGACACCCCAGAAGGCAAGACAUACCUCGUUCAUUUGACCGGUCGCCCAACUACCCAGGCCCGCCGCUGCGUUCUUGGACGCGAGACAGCGAUUCAAGAGGCUUACUGGGACAAGGAUGACUGGCUGUAUGUCAAGAAUGGACCUGUUCCGUCUCUCCAUGUCGAACUGCCAGCACAGCGCGACGACAGCUCCUAUUGGUCUGAGCAGCGCUACCUUUUCGACAGCAGCGACGGUAUCCACAAGGAUUUCCAAUGGCUCCGUACACCAGAACCAGAACGUAUCUUUAGUACUAAAAAUGGUCUGCACCUCGUUGGACGCGAGGCGAUCGGAUCCUGGUUUGAGCAAGCUCUUGUUGCACGUCGCCAAACGCAUUUCUCGUACGACGCCGAAACAGUCGUUAGCUUCAGUCCAGACGACGAACGCACUUAUGCAGGCCUGACUGCUUACUAUUGUCGAUUCAACUUCUUUUACCUGACCGUUACUGCCGACUCUGACGGUCAGCGCGAACUCCUCAUCUUAAGCUCGGAAGCUUCAUGGCCGGAUGGAAAUCUGAAACUCCCCCUCGCAGAUCCGGUGCCGCUGCCGCAAGAGGGCAAAGUUAGAUUGGCGCUGAGCAUUCGGGGUAAAGAGCUCCAAUUUCGCUACGCUCUGGAGGGACAGGCGGACCUGACAGACAUUGGACCUGUCUACGAUGCUUCGAUCUUGAGUGAUGAGUGUGGCGGUCAUCAAGCACACGGGAGCUUUACUGGCGCAUUUGUGGGCAUGGCAGCAUCUGAUAUCAAUGGCACAGAAAAGGUAGCGUCAUUUGAUUACUUUCUAUACACGCCCGUAAAGCAUAGUACAGACCGCUACGAUAUGUGA